AUGGCGAAUGUGCGAGUGGCUGUGAGGGUCCGGCCCCUCAGCAAGAGGGAGACCAAAGAAGGGGGAAGAAUUAUUGUGGAACUUGAUGGAAAAGUGGCAAAAAUCAGGAAUUUAAAGGUGUUCCAGGAUUUGGGGAUGGAAGUACUAUCUGGAGCUGCAAAAGGCUAUAACAUAUGCCUUUUUGCCUAUGGGCAGACAGGCUCUGGGAAGACAUAUACCAUGCUGGGGACCCCAGCUUCUGUUGGGCUGACACCCCGAAUAUGUGAGGGUCUCUUUGUCAGGGAGGAAGACUAUGCCUCACUGCCUUCCUCCUGUAGGAUAAAAGUAAGUUUCCUGGAAAUCUAUAAUGAACGGGUGCGGGAUCUGUUGAAGAAAUCUGGUCAAAAACAGUCCUGUACCCUGCGGGUCAGGGAGCAUCCAGAGAUGGGGCCCUAUGUGCAAGGUUUAUCUCAACAUGUAGUUACCAACUAUAAAGAAGUAAUCCAACUCUUGGAGGAGGGAAUUGCAAACAGAAUCACAGCAGCCACCCAUGUUCAUGAGGCCAGCAGCAGAUCUCAUGCCAUCUUCACUAUCCACUACACGCAGGCAAUCCUGGAGAACAACCUCCCCUCUGAAAUUGCUAGCAAGAUCAACCUCGUGGACCUAGCAGGCAGUGAAAGAGCAGAUCCCAGUUACUGUAAGGACCGGAUUACUGAAGGAGCCAAUAUCAACAAGUCCCUUGUGACUCUAGGCAUUGUCAUCUCCACCUUAGCCCAGAACUCCCAAGUAUUCAGCAGCAGCCUGAGCCUCAACAGCUCAGCCAGCAAUGGUGGUGACAGUGGGAUCCCUAGCUCUACUUCUGGGACCAGCAGUGGAGGGGGACCCUCCCGGAGACAGUCUUACAUCCCAUACCGAGACUCUGUGUUGACCUGGCUGCUGAAGGACAGUCUUGGAGGCAACUCCAAAACCAUCAUGGUUGCCACCGUGUCUCCUGCACACACUAGCUACAGUGAGACAAUGAGCACGCUGAGAUAUGCAUCCAAUGCCAAAAACAUUAUCAACAAGCCACAGGUGAAUGAGGAUGCUAACGUAAAGCUGAUCAGAGAGCUCAGAGAAGAGAUUGAAAGACUGAAAACCAUGCUGCUGAGCUUUGAACUGAGGAACUUCAGUUCAUUGAAUGAUGAAAAGGAUGAAGAUCUGAAGGAGCUGGUUUUCCAAAAUGAAUUGAAGAUAGACCAGAUGACUAAAGACUGGACCCAGAAGUGGAAUGAUUGGCAGGCCCUCCUGGAGCAUUACAGCGUGGACAUUGACAGGAGGAAGGCUGGGGUGGUCAUCGACUCCAGCCUGCCACACCUGAUGGCCUUGGAGGAUGACGUGCUCAGCACAGGUGUUGUGCUCUAUCACCUCAAGGAGGGGACGACAAAAAUAGGAAGGAGUGACUCAGACCAGGAACAGGACAUUGUCCUGCAGGGUCAGUGGAUUGAAAGAGACCACUGCACUAUCACCAGUGCCUGUGGGGUAGUCAUGCUCCGGCCUGCGCGGGGGGCCCGCUGCACAGUCAAUGGCAAGGAGGUCACUGCCUCCUGCCGUCUGACCCAAGGUGCUGUCAUAACUCUGGGGAAAGCACAGAAGUUCCGAUUCAACCACCCAGCAGAGGCUGCUGUCUUGCGGCGGCGAAGGCAGGUUGGAGAGGCUGUUGGUGGCAGUGGCUCUUUGGAAUGGCUGAACUUGGAUGGAGAUGUCACUGCUUCCCGGCUGGGUCUCUACCCUUUGCUUUGGAAGAAAAGGAGAGUGCUUGAAGAGCAAUGUGACGAGGACCAUCAGGCACCAAGGGAUGGAGAGACGUCCCACAGGGCCCAGAUUCAGCAGCAGCAGUGCUUUGUGAAUGAUUUGAGGGAACAAAUCCUAGCAGGACAGAUUAGAGCUGAGAAGGAACUGAAAUUUGACCAGGCUUACAUCAGCCAGCAGAUUAAAGAAAACCAGCAAUGGCUGCUCAGAGAAGAGACCUGGCUGGCUAGCUUGCAGCAGCAGCAGCAAGAAGACAACCAUGUAGCAGAGAAAGAAGUUGAGACAUCUGUGGCACCUGAUGUUUGGCUUCAGACAGACUCUGAAACUCAACCAUCCCCGCUUGUCCAAAGCCAGAAGAGGGUGGUACAACUGCAGCUCCUGCGGAGACACGCUCUUCGAGCCACAGAACGGAACGUCCGGCAAAAAAAUGUCUCAUGCCAGCUAGAGAGAAUCAUCCAGAAGCAGAGAUUGCUGGAAGCCCAGAAGAGACUGGAGCAGCUCAAGGCAUUGUGCUGGCUGCAGGAUGACAGCACCCAGAAGUCCCCAUACCGGGUUCCCAGCCCUGAUGCUACAGUUCCAGGGCCUCAACAUAGAGGCAGAUCGACAAAUUGCAGUUCUUUGAGCCUCCGAAGGCUUUGCAGCCAGCACUCACCCCAGCUACACAGUGUUUUCCUGAAUUUGGAUCCCUCCACCAUGUCACCACCUGUACCUGACCCCACUCACCAAAUAUCAGACAAAACACCAUCGGAGGAGUAUUUGCCACGGGCUGCUUCUUACCCUCCAAGGACAGGGCGUCUCUGCAAGAAUGGCCUCCAUUCCUCAGGCCCAGGGAAGCCCUGUACAGCCAGAGGAGCCUUGGCCAGUAGGGGAGCCUCAGCUCCAGACACGUGCCUCACUGUGAGCCCCGAGUCUGUUGGUAUCCAGGAAAUGUAUCGAGUGGGUAAGCAGCCCCAGUGGAUGGUGUCCCAGAGCUUAGCGUCUUGGAGCCAAUCAGCUAACAAGCUAAAGCCAAGGGAUGAGCCAAAGACCCUCACCCCUACCACCCAGAUCAGAAGGGCUAAGGGACUAGCAGACCCUGGCCACAUACAAGCUGGGUGGCGAGAAGAAGGGAACCUUGAGACCCACAGGGCUUCUAAGAGAGCCACUUGCAGUUCUCUAUAUCCUCAAGGACCCAAGCAGGCAGCCGUGCAUGGAAAGGCAGCCAAGACUUUUCGGGCAGAAUACAAACCACCUUCUCCAAGCAAGGCAUCAAAAAGGCAUCAGAGGGUAUUGGCAGCUAGGGUCAGAGACAUUGCCCAAAAGUCCUCUCAUUUGUCUCAUGGCAGUCCUUUGAAGAGACAACACAAUGACGGGGACCUAGACAGCAUGGCCCCCCUCAGAGAUUCCAGCCCAGUAGUAUUCCAUGCAAGGGAAAAAGACAAUGAUUUAUCUGAUACAGAUAGCAAUUACUCAGAGGAUUCUCUCUCCUGUGUCUAUGCCAAAGCCCUGAACGAGCCACUGAAGCCAGAGGACUCCCAGGGGAAGAAGUGGAAUCUCCCAGAGCCAGAGAACUCUGAAAGUGACAACAGCCAAAUCUCUGAGGACUCACUGGCUGAAAAGGAGUACCAAAGCCCAAAAGAUAGCCCAGGGGGCAGUCAUCCCACCAACUAUGGCCAACCCAGGACCAGAGCUAGAACCUCUGUGAGGGGCUUCACUGUGCCCUCAGACAGUGUUCUACUUGCUCAAGCUCACAGGAGCUUUUCCAUGGAUAGCUUGAUUGAUGCUGGGGGGGAACUGGGGGAAGACCAGCAGGAAGAGCCUUUCCUUGGUUCAGCUGGUGAGAUACCCACAGAGACUUUUUGGCACCCGCAGAACUUCAAUCUGCCCAUAGUGGACCAGGAGGCAAUGCACAGGCUUGAUGCCGUCGACCACAGGGCAGGAGCUAGGCUGGAUGCCAUCCUGCCAAUGAGCAGCUCAUUUCAUCUUGAUCCCCAGUUCCAGCCCCAUUAUGAGCUAUCUGAGUCAGAGGUGGAGGCAAGCUGCUCUGAACGAGCCAACUCUCCCCAAGACAUGCAGCUUUCAAGAGACAGCCCAUUGAUGUCCAUGGAUUCCUGGUUUUCCUGCGACUCCAAGAUCAACCCCAGCAGCCCCCCAGGAAUAGUGGGUUCUUUAUAUCCAAGUCCUGAUAUGCAGGAAUUUCAGUCCUGUGAUGAGGAGAGGACUGGAUACUGGCUAAAUAUUGAAGAACUAGAGCCAUCAGGUGUACAAACAGUCCUGUCAUAUAGCUCCAAACUGCUCCAAGGCAGUACUGAGCUACCCUGCAGUGCAAGAGAUGAGGACACAACCUCUGCUUCUGGUACAUCCAAGCUGUCACUCUGGGGAACUCAGAGUCUUCUUCAACCAGGAGCUGAUGGCUCCUCUCAGGGCAGAGGUAUCCCUGACACAGCCCAGCAGGGCAGCUCUGAAGUAUCCCACAAUUCUAGUGUGUCAGGUGUGCCAGCUGCUUCUGCCGCCACAUUCACUCAUGUAGGCAGCACCCAGGAAAGGGAUUGGGCUGCCCUUCAGCAAAAGUAUCUUCUUGAACUCUCUCAUCCUGGUUUGGAGGCCAUAGAAGAGCCCAGGCCAGCUUUCCUCUGCCUUGAGGAGGACUCUGGUUCCCUGACCCAAGCUUCUGGCAAAGGAGGAGAUACUAUAUUGCCAACUGGUCCUAGGGUAUCUGGCAGUCUGGAUUUUAAUAACUUUCCAAUCUAUCUAUCCAAAAUCAGGCGUGUGAGAGCAGAGAAAGAACAGGACAGUUUGAGUGCCAAGUUAGAAGGUACUUCAGAUUUCUUUAGCACUAGUGACAAAGAGGUGAGUUAUAAUGAAACUUAUUCAGCAGACUUAGAAUCAUUGGCUUCUGGAUCUAUGAAUGCACAGGUCUUUUCAGAAGAGAACAAAAUACCAAAUUCCAUGAUAGAAUCUGGUGAAGUCAAACAGAACAACUUGCAAGAGUGCUUUCAGGGUAGCAGGAAACCUGGACUUAUGACUUCCUCUGAUGAGUAUUUUUUCCAGAAGAGCGCUUGUCACAGUACUGUCACCAUAGCCACCAAAGCAGAUCAUCCACCUCAAGGCUGGGCUCCUCUCAGGAAAAAUAGUGUAAUCCAACCAAGGCAAUUAAGUCCCAACAGCCACUGUCCCCUACAGGAAGAAAAGGCAGAUUGCCAGGAGAGCGCUAAGGAAGUAGUUGAAAGACAUACAAAUGUUUCCUAUGCCUUUCCCUCAGGUCCAGAGCUGUACCUCCACUCUGCUCCCUGGAAUCCAUUCCCAUCUUCCCUGCAGCCACCUGCCUUAGAAACAUUCUAUGUGACCAGAAGCAGGGAUGCCCUCACAGAAACUGCCUUAGAGAUUCCGGCUUGCAGAGAAGCAAGGGUGCCUUCCCCUCCUGCUAGGGAAGCCUGGGGCUUUGGUCACCACCAAGUCUUCCAGAAUGCUUAUUUGAAGAAUAAUUUGCCAGUCCUGUCACAAAACCAGAAUUCUAAGAUUGCCUCAUCUCAGUGGGUCACAGCAGAGAGGCCAGUUGAUCUAAACACCAAGGGAGUUAUCAGAGAAUUAGGGAAGUGCUCUGGAAAUAUUAAAGAAGAAAGCCAUAAUUCAGUUUACUUUUUUGUUGCUCAGAACAGACCUUUUCUCCCUUCUACCAGCACAAGAAUAGGUGAAUUUGAAAAUCAAGCUGGAAUUUUGAAUAUAAAACAUGGUCUUGAAGCACUUGAGGGAGAAGAGGCCACUUCCUCAGAUAGUUUGGGGUCUGGGAAGCUUCUCUUCCUCAUCUGUGAAUCUGAGGCCAGCGGGGAGGAAGAGCAGGGUCAGAGUACAGUUCUAAGGCAAACCAUCAAUUUAGGCCUUGAAAAGGACAUGCCAGGGGAAACUGCUGUUUCUUUGGAGUCUAGAUCGGUACAUCACAAAGUAAGCAGCCCAGUGAUAGUGGCUGAGGAUGAGAGUCCAAUGUGGGAAGGGAAGAAUGAAACUGGGCUGCUUGGAAAAGCUCUUCAUCCCCAAGAUAGCUCAGAAGAGUUUAAGUUUCCAGGGACGGAGUCUGCACAUGAAAGAUUCCAGUUAGUUACAUGCUCUCGGGAAAGAAACCCCAGUGAAUGCAAGGGCCCUGGAAAGUCACAAGAAAUGUUAAACCCCAAAGAAGAACCUUCUGGAAAGAAACAGAAUAAAAGGGUUAAUAGUGCUGAUGAAAUGGCAAGGCUAAUUAGGAGUGUCAUGCAGCUUGAAAAUGACAUCUUAGAAAUUGAAUCCAAGCAGGAUAAGCAACUUCAUGCUUCCCAUACACCAGAAAUCAAUAAGGAGUUUGUGUUCCAGGACCAGAAGGAUCAGGAGAAGGCUGACCAUAUCCUUAGGCCAGCCAGCUCUGGAAACGGUUUGGCCUUCAAGGAUCAGCCAUCUUCUCCAAAACAGACAGAUGAUGUCAUCUUUAGGGAUGGUGAAGCCAGAGAAAUGGAGGUUAUCAGUAGCACUGGGAACUGGGUCCAGAAAAUCACCCCAAACCCCUUCGUGUCAAGGGAAUGUGUACAAGAGAGUAGAUCUGUGAGAGGGCUCACCCACUCAGCAGAGUUAGACAGAUCCGCCAGGGACGUGUGUGAUUCUUUAGGGACAUGUACAACUCUCAGAGAGUCCAUCAACACUUCUCUUCAUCCAAGGAGAGUAAAAUCAUUGGCUAGAGCUCUGCCGUUGCAACCCAGGCCAGAGAGGUCUUCUGAGAAUGAUAGCGAGUGGGUAAAGGUGUCUGUAAGCCACAAAGGGCAGCCUUGGGACUUAGGAAGUCUUGAGGAAUUGGAGACUAUGAAAGGUUUUCAGGAAACCCAAACUGCUGAACACAUAAGUGGUUCCACGCAAGAGGAGCCAAAAGCUCAAGGCAGAGUUGAAAUGGCUGUGCAAGGGGGAGGGAGCCUACAGGAGGAAGAAAAUAAGAUGGUCUCGACUCAGAAACUUCCUAGUCCAAGUCAGCUUUAUAUGGACACAUUUUUCAGCCAGGAGACUGUCUGCCCAUUGUUGAGCCAGACAGACCCCUCUACAACUCCUCCCCAAGACCUGGGGAAUACCUUGCCCUUGAAUUCUCCAAGCCUGCCAAGAAGCUGUCUUCAUGAGUCUGAUGCUAUAGGCAUCUCUUCAGCUGACUUUGUGCUGGACCCCACAAUGUUGAAAAUUCAUAAUAGCCCCUUGGUGACUGGAGUAGAGCUUCAGGACCAGAGUGGAGAGACCAGAAGCCACAGCCCUCAGGGAAACGGAGGAGGCUCUUUCGUGGCACAUGCUGCUCACUGUGAGUCUGUGAUAUCCACGGCCCUGGGAUCUCAUCGUCAGUGUGGUGCACCAGAGAGCACUGAGGCCAGGAUAUCAGCAAGGACCAGCCCCCAAGACCAAGCAGGGGACCUCAGAAUUGCCUCUAUGGGCUUGAGUACCAGGGAAGGUUUUGCUUCUGAAGCUGAGGUAGCUGUACAAAAAAAAAUAAGAGCCAGUUCCCUGAGGAGGAUCUCUAGUCAGCUGGAAAAGAGGGUCAGCUUCUCCUUAGAAGAUGAUGAUGACCAGGGUACGAAGGCAAGGCAGAAAGCAGAGGAGGAGGCUGAGGCCCUCAGACUUAGCAGCAGUACUUUCUUAGCACCUGUUUCCCUGCCGAGGGUACCUACUCUGGAGCCCAGGCUGUUGGAGCCCUCUGUCUACGCAUCCAUGUGCCUGGCUAUCUUGGAGGAGAUCAGACAGGCAAAAGCCCAGGGAAAGCAGCUUAAUGACCUUGUGGCUGGGGGGACAGUCUUUCCUUACUGUGAAACUUUACUAGAACUUGAAUGUUCUUCAAGGGCUGCUGGCAGGCCUCAGUGUACACAAAUGGACCAGUCAGUGUCAGACGGGACCAGGAAUGAGGGUGAAGCACAGGGGCCUCACGGGGUAUCUCUAUCUGCUGAACGAAGACAUCUGUCAGUUGAUAAGAGAAAAGUCCAGGCCACACCCCUCUCUGCAGACAGCUUUCAACCUCCACCUAACUCUGAAAUUGACAGAGGGCCACAGCAUCCCAUGCAAGCUGUCUCCCAUGCUACCUCUGCUUUGGGCAAAAGACAUUGUACUGGAGAACUGAAACAUUUCCUGGGAGCUUGUGAACAGGUCACAUGUCACUCUAGUUCUUUUGAAAUCAUAGAGAAAGAAGCAACCAGAACAUCUUCCUCUGCUGAUCCUUUGGCCUCAGACAGUCUUCUUUCUUCAGCAGCUGUGGAGGGGGACAGGAAGGCAAUAUCAGAGGAAGUAGUGGCUGCCUUAUCUUCUCAGGCCCCUUGUAAUGAUCCUGGAGUGAUUCUGUGUGGGCGAAGUCAGCCAGCUGCAUGGGAGACUGCAGAGGGCAUGCUGCCUGGCAGUAAGGACAGCAGCCCAGAGCACCAGAAACCUAGAACUCUAGACACCACAUAUGGAGGAGGUUCGGGUAACUUCUUAGAGACUGCACAGGGAGAAGAAAGAGCCCAACUUAAAAGUCAGUCUGUGAUCUGUGAUGCUCAGAAUUCCCCAAGUCUCUCUUCUAAGGAAGACCAUGUUCAAAGCUUUGAGGCUUCCAUUGGUUUAGAAGAAGGGAGGGCAAGUCCCAAACAAGGGACUGUUCUGCCUGGAACCAUGAGAAGGGUUGAACUGGGAGCUCCCGCCCAGCAGCAUGUGAAGUGGAAAGGAAGUAUUGUGUCUGGGCAGACAGAAGCCUGCGGGGCUGACAGCAAACAUCCCAGGCCAACUUCAUUUCCGGAUCAAAGACCUAGCCCAGAUCCUGGGGGAGUUAGGGAAGAAGCUCUGUGCAGAUGCCGAAGGGAAACUUUAGAUUGCCCUGUCUUCUCAGGAAGCAUUGAAGGCAGUCGGACUCUCAGCCCAUCUAGAGGGAAAGAAGAGAGCAGAAUUCCUUGCUGCCAGUCGUGCAAUUCUCAACAUGUUGCUACUCAUGCUUGUUCCUCCCAUUCCUCCACUUUACUGUGUUGUGGAGAUAGUGACCUGGGGAAGGAGACUUUCAAGACUGCCCCACAUACUGUCCACCCAGCCUGUGUAGUAGCUUCCACAGCCUGUGAAAUGGAUGAGAGAAGAGAGAGCUCUUCCAGGGAACCUGACAUGCUCUUGGCACAUGACCUUGAGCCCCAAGACAUGAAUAUGGAAUUUAGGCCAACAGAGAGCAGCACUCUUGAGCCUUCCUCUAUGGCUGCUGUCCUAUUUCCAGCUCAAGGCUGCAACUCCCAUUCUGCCCCUGAUGUGAAGACAGGUUUCCUCAGCCACCCAGCUGCUGACAGAAGCUCAAGUUCAGUAGGGGUUCCUGAAAAAAAGGUUACUGAGAAGAAAGCCAGCACAGAACUUGAGGUUGCCCCUUUCCCUGCAGGCACGUACUCUGAGCCACUGAGGAAGUUUCAGGACAGCUCUGUAGGUUGCCAGAAUGCACAGGUGUCUCAAACAAAGGGAGAACCACUUGCAACAACUCGGGAACCACACACCCUGAAUUUAAGUGAAAGGUCUGCUGAGAGUGGGUCAGUGAUAGAGUCACAGCAUGGAUGUCUCGAAAAUACCAUCAGAUGCCUGUCAGAAAACCCACAGAUUGCCAUGGAGUCCAGGGAUCACAAUUGCUUGGAUCCCCAAGCCAAGUUUGUAGCAAGGUUAAAACACACCUGUAGCCCCCAGGGUGACAGUCCCUGGGAGGAGGAAGAGCAGCAGAGAGACCAGGAUUCAGGUGGUGGUGAAGACCCUGCCCAGGGCAGGAAUACCCCACCUUCCAAGGAAGGUGACUUGGAUGGCCGUCAGAUUAUGAAUGCUGGCAAAGAGGAAGUGGCUGUGGCCAAGCCUUUCUCACUGGGCUUCGAAGACCCAGCUGCUGUGCCCUUGGGGCAAAGGGAAGCACCACAGCCUGCCGCCCAGAGGCAUGGCCAGCCCCGCCACAGGUGCUCACGUCCUGUGAUCGCAGUCUUCUCUGGCCCUGAACACUCCAAAUCCUCCCCCAGACCACAGUUCUCUGUGGUCAGCUCUUCUCGAUCUCUUCAAGAGCUGAACUUGAGUGUGAAGCCUCCUUCCCCUGCAGAUGAGGACACGCAGGGGCCUAACAGAUUGUGGAACCCAUACCUCAGGGGCUUUUCCUCGGGAAAGUCAGUGCUGAGAACAUCUCUGAAGGCUGAGGACUGCCAUGAGAAAGCCUCAUCUAACUUGGAUGAUGGCACUGCUGAUCACAGGCCCCUAAAACCUGCCACCCCUCCUUACCCAACGUAUUCUACUCUCUCGUGCAUGCCAACCCCUGCUCUCGUGACCAGCUGGAUGGCUGGUGCUUUGGAUCAGGCGCAGCAGGGAAAGCCAGAGCACCUGGGUGUCCAGGUCAGGCCAGAGAAUUGGUUCUCUCAGGUGGACAAAGGAAUGUUGCACUUUGGCUCCAGCGAUAUCGAUCCCUCCGUCCCGCCCUGGCGUCCAGAGGGACCUGCGUGUAUUGGCUGGAAGCAAUAUGUAUUUGGCAGUGCAGUUGAUGUCUCCUGUAGCCAGGAACCCCAGGGCCUGAUACCGUCAAAUGUGGCCCUAUGCUCGGGCUCCACUAUGGGCAAUGGCCUAGAAGACCAGAACUCCCCAUUCCACUCCCACCUCAGCACCCACGCCAGUGCUCGGGACCUGACAAGCACCUCCAGCAGCAUUGAGAAUGCCCAAGCUUCAAAUGUAUGGAGUUCCUCAUUUGUCUUAGGGGACCCCCAUGUCCUGACCGGCCCUGAAGGAGCAGCCCCCACUUUGGGUCCUGACAAGAGACCCCGCCCCCCUGGUGGAGCAGGCUGUCUAAGGGGCGAGUCCCGCUUGGCUGAAGGAAGUGCUGCAGGUCCAGUGGAUGAGGUUAUGCUGCCGUAUCAGUCAGAGACAGACUGCCCUGCGGAACAGGUCAGGGCGAACACAUUUGAGCAGGGCACACAGACCCUGGGUUGCAGGCUCCAUUGGAGCUGCACUGACAUCUCUCAGCCUGAAGCCAGCGCCGCGUCAGCCCCUGAUCUGGCUUCGUGGGCCAGCAUGCACAGCCUGUCUCUCCACCUCUCACAGCUCCUGCACAGUACCUCAGAGCUGCUUGGGAGUCUCUCCCAGCCCGGUGUGGCCAAAAAGGAACAGAACACCAAAAGGGACACCCUUGAUCAGGCCCCACAGGCCCUUAUGAUGGAUGGCUAUACUCAAACCACUGUUGAUGAGGGCAGCCAGACCGACCUGGCCUCACCUUCUCUGUGCCACCAGGCCUCAGAGGCCAAACCUCAGGGAGACAAUGUGAUGAUCUUUAAAGUGCUGAGCUCAGAUAUUUCAACCAUGUCUCAAAAAAGGGGAGACAUCCCAGGGGCAUCUCAGGAGAGAGAGGCAGAGGAAACAGCAUGGAAAAUGGCACAGCCCCCAGAUCUUCAGGAAGAAUGCACUCACUGCAGGUCCCAGAGCCCUCUGACACCCUCAGCCCACUUAAGGUUUCAAAAAGACCCCCUUGGGCAGGCCCACCCUUCUGUGAUCCCGCCGGUUCCUGACGCUUUCCUGCCUCCCAUUUCCCAGCCAGCGGAAUCCUGUUGCAUGGCUGUCGGCAGCUCCAGCCUCGGCACCUCUCACUCCCCAGGGCUCUUCCCCCAUACUUCAGAGUCCAUCAGGGAGCCUGGAGUGCAGAAGAACCUGGGCCCCACAAGUACCUCACUGGUGGACAGGGCCUCCUCCCCAAUCCUCACUCUUAGUGCCAAUGCCCCAGAGUCAGGUCUCCCUCCAGGCUCUUUGACUCCCUCAGCCCCCUCAGUGCACCCUCUUGACGGUCACCGGAAACUUGACUCCAGCCCAGCUCUUCCUCCUGCCACCCUACAGCCUCUAAUGGACAAUUAUUCCCAAACCUUUGAUGAGUCAGAUGGUUCCCAGAGAGCUAAGACUCUGGGUGGACGAGGUCCCUCAGAAAGAAGUUAUGGGAGGCCCUUCCUUGAGUUACGCUCCCCACGCAGCCCACGACAGAGCCCAGAACUCCAGGUUGGUCUCGUAGGGCAGCUGCCUCAGCAGCGUCAGCCCAGCACUGCCAUCGCGGUCCCAAGCAGACUGCUACCUCCACCGCCGCUGCGCAGGAGCCAGGUGCUGGCCGACAGCUUCGUGUCUGAAGAGGCUGUUUCCCCAGAGCAUGGCCCACUGAGCAAUAGGGAGCCAAGUCAAUGGCAGAGCAGGACAGUGUCUCCAGUGGAGCCGCAACCUACGCUGGACUUUUCCUCUUCAUGGGGAGGCCUCCGACACCUCAGCCUCUGCCCUGUCUCUGAGCUGACUGUUACUGCAAAGCUCCAGGGUUCUGCCUUGAGCCCACCUCAGGCCUGCCAACCUGAGGGGCUCCUGCGCCCCAGUUCUCAGAUGUACGUGGCCCCCAAGCCCCAGCAUCAUGGUCUGAGGGACCUCCCAGUGCAUAAUAAAUUUAGUAACUGGUGUGGGGUUCAGGAUGGCUCUUCUGGGGACCUGGGUGUGACUGAAGAGCUGGGGGCCAGCUGUGAUGUCAGCUCUGGCAGAGGCGCCCCACAACCUCCUGAAGGCCAGAGCCAGGAUCCAGAGUGGUCCCAGAGGGAGCAGAUCCCCCUGCAAGUUGGGGCCCAGAACCCCUCACUGAGCAUGGAACUCACGGAAGCAAAACUGCACCAUGGCUUCGGGGAGGCAGAUGCCCUGCUGCAGGUGCUGCAGAAUGGGACGGGGGAGGCACUCGCUCCCGUUGAACCUGUGCGGUCCACCUGGGAGGAGAUCUGUGCUCGGCAAAAAACAACCAUUGAGACCCUUAGGAGAGAGCGGGCUGAGCGACUUCAGAACUUCCGCCGGACACGAAGCCUAAGCCCCCAGAAACAACUGAGCCUCCUGCCCAACAGAGAUCUCCCCAGCCGGGACCUUGACUUGCCCAGCAGGCGCAGAGAAUACCUGCAGCAACUGAGGAAGGAUGUCGUGGAGACCACCAGGAGCCCAGAGCCGGCAUCGAGGUCUGCUCACCCCCCUUCUGACAUAGAGCUGAUGCUGCGGGACUACCAGCGAGCCCGCGAGGAGGCCAAGGUGGAGAUUGCCCGGGCCCGGGACCGACUGCGGGAGCGGACGGAACAAGAGAAGCUGAGAAUCCGCCAGCAGAUCGUUUCCCAGCUGUUUAGGGAAGAAGAAAAACUACAUACGCUGGCCAACUCCAGCUCCCUGUGCACCAGCUCCAAUGGAAGCCUCUCGUCUGGGAUGACCUCCGGCUACAAUAGCAGCCCAGCCUUGCCCGGCCAGCUCCAGUCUCCAGAGAAUGUGGGACAUGUGAACUUGCCUGAUUCCAAGGACACCUGGAUAGGGGAUGGGCGGGGCCGUCCUGCAGUGAGGAACAGUCACCUGUCCCUGGCUGGGUCCGCCUGGAAGAGCUCAGCCUACAGCCGCAGAGCCUCGCUGGGCAGUUGCUGCUGCUGUUCUCCAUCCAGCCUGUCCAGCCUGGGGACCUCCCUCUCCUCCUCCUACCAGGAUUUGGCCAAGCACAUCGUGGACACUUCUGUGGCUGAUGUGAUGGCUGCUUGUUCAGAUAACCUGCACAACCUCUUCAGUGGCCAGGCAACAGCUGGCUGGAACCAUCAGGGUGAGGAGCAGGCGGUGCAGCUUUACUUCAAAGUGUUUUCUUCUACCCGGCAUGGCUUCCUGGGGGCAGGUGUGGUGUCCCAGCCGCUGUCCCACGUGUGGGCAGCUGUGAGUGACCCCACCCUCUGGCCCCUGUAUCACAAGCCCAUCCAGACAGCAAGGCUGCAUCAGCGGGUGACCAACAGCAUCAACCUGGUGUACUUGGUGUGCAGCACCUCCCUGUGUGCAUUGAAGCAGCCACGGGAUUUCUGUUGUGUCUGCGUGGAAGCCAAAGAGGGACACCUGUCUAUUGUGGCUGCUCAGUCUGUGUAUGACACAUCCAUGCCAAGACCCAGCAGAAAAAUGGUUCGAGGGGAGAUCCUGCCCAGUGCCUGGAUCUUGCAGCCUGUCACCAUGGAAGGAAAGGAAAUCACCAGAGUCAUCUACUUGGCCCAGGUAGAACUUGGUGCUCCAGGCUUCCCCCCUCAGCUCCUAAACUCCUUUAUCAAACAGCAGCCGCUGGUGAUAGCCAGACUGGCUUCCUUCCUUGGCAGUUAGCAUCUCACCGUGACAUGGUGCUGCUGAGAUGCAGGCCCAGGAUGCUCCAGACACACACUCCGGCAGCUCCUUGUUACUUUCUGUACCUUGAUGCAAGAAGAGCUGAGGCUGUGGCCAGUGGGCAGACAGCACUGGCCUGGGGUU
Propithecus coquereli (Coquerel's sifaka) is the source of this 14004-nucleotide messenger RNA. RefSeq names its product StAR-related lipid transfer (START) domain containing 9 (gene STARD9). Gene Ontology annotation, cellular component: cytoplasm; nucleus; centriole. The record is from RefSeq and is a predicted model, not a curated record. Gene Ontology annotation, biological process: microtubule-based movement; spindle assembly. Bases 1 to 13860 code for a protein of 4619 amino acids. The transcript is spliced from 33 exons. Lineage: Eukaryota; Metazoa; Chordata; Mammalia; Primates; Indriidae. Gene Ontology annotation, molecular function: ATP binding; microtubule binding; lipid binding.